UCAUACUUGAAGAUUUAAUUACUAAUCUAAAUUGUAAUCAUUAGUUAAUUUAAUUAAUGGAAUUUUAAGGUUUCUAAAAAUAUUAAUUUAUGAGCUAAAAUCUAACAUUACUCUGUUAACCUCUUAAUUUGUAAAAUAGCUUAAUUUUUUUUCGGUACAAUAAUUUCAAAUUGUAAUUUUAUAGUUAGCAUUUUUCUCUCUUACAAUUUUUAUUAGUAGUACAUUUCAAGAAUGGUUCUUCACUGUUAUAACUAAUAAUAAAUAUAAAUGACAUAUCAAUGUGCAAUAAAAGCUUAACGCAAUGAGUACAGUUGGUAACAAUAAGUCAUCUAUUAUGGCAAGUCACCGUCAAACUGCACACACAUUAAAGAAACUAAUAUUUAAUAAUGAGAGAAUUACUUUCACUUAUUCAUGUUUUAUCAAUAAAUUUAGCUCUAAAAAAUUUAUAAAUAGUCAAUAGAAUAAUUUUUUCCUCAUCUGAAUUAUAUUUAUGCAUUUACUCAUAUAUAUAUAUUUUUUUUUAUUUAGUGAGACUUGCUGUACAGACUUGCUGUCCAAAGCUUGCCAAACACUGAGCUUUGGUGAAGUCAUUGAUGAAGUGAGUUUCCUUCAAAAGUUGGUUGAAGAAUUAAAAGAAAAAGAAGCUCAAAGUGCAUUUAGUGUCCAAAAUAUUAAGAGUGAUGAGCAGUUUAAGGCGAUUACGGGAUUUAAUAGAGAGAAGUUUUACUGCCUCUUUAAUUUUUUAAAUAUGGAAGAUAAUCUACAGAAAAAAGUAAAGUUAAGUGAAGAAGAACAAUUUUUUCUUUUUCUCAUUAAGUUGAGAACUGGGAUCACGAAUGAGUUCUUGUCGAUAUUAUUUAAAAUAUCAGACUCAACAGUAUCGAGAUAUUUUAAUAAUACUGUAAAUGUGGUUUAUAACAAACUUUUGCUACUUGAUAUUUGGCCGAGUAGAUCUCUGAUCCAGGCAAACAUGCCUAGUCAGAUAAGAGUGGAAAAUCGGCAAUGUCGAGUAAUAAUAGAUUGCACCGAAUUUAGAAUUCAGAAGCCCAACAAUCCUGUUGAGCAACAGCUCACUUUUAGUCAUUAUAAGAAUGACAACACACUGAAAGCUAUGAUUGGAAUAACCCCAUCUGGGGCUAUUUCUUUCAUUUCAGAUUUAUACUGCGGCAGCACCUCCGAUAAAGAACUAUUUCUGUUGAGUGGGCUACUUUCAAAGCUGGAGCCAGGAGAUAUGGUCAUGGCUGACAAAGGCUUUCUCAUUGAAAAAGAGUUACGUUCUAAAAAUUGCACUCUAAAAACUCCAACAUUUUUAAAAGAUAGAAUCCAGUUUCCUGUCUUGGAGCGAGAGUGUAAUAACAUGCUCUCAAAUAAUAGAGUCCAUGUUGAACGCGCAAUUGGGCGUAUUAAAUAUUUCAAAUAUUUUGAAGGAGAUUUACCAUACAUGGCAUUACAUAAUGCAAAUGAAGUUUUUUUCAUUGCCAGCAUGCUAGUGAACUUCGGAUGUCCAUUAAUUGAAUGAUUUUUUAAUGUAAUGGAAAUGAAAUAUGAUAAAAAAAAUGAAAAAAAGUUUAAAAAAAAA
This is a messenger RNA of Parasteatoda tepidariorum (common house spider), 1579 nucleotides long. RefSeq lists its product as uncharacterized. Lineage: Eukaryota; Metazoa; Arthropoda; Arachnida; Araneae; Theridiidae. The record is from RefSeq and is a predicted model, not a curated record.